Messenger RNA from Caretta caretta (loggerhead turtle), 3085 nucleotides. RefSeq names its product CaM kinase like vesicle associated (gene CAMKV). The record is from RefSeq and is a predicted model, not a curated record. NCBI's taxonomy places the organism in Eukaryota, Metazoa, Chordata, Testudines, Cheloniidae. Gene Ontology annotation, molecular function: protein kinase activity; ATP binding. Gene Ontology annotation, biological process: protein phosphorylation.
CCGAACUCUGGGGAGAUGCUCCAGGUGCCCGGAGCCGGGAGCGCGCUUGGCUCCGUCUGCUCCCCCCUCGACCCCCCCCCACCCCGGAGCCUGCAGCUUAGUGACACCCGGCUCCCGCAGCCCAGGCACGGUGGGGCGGGCGGCACAGGAUCCCUGAGCGUCUGGGGCAGGGCUGAGGGACCCGGCACCUUCCCGCGGCUGGAGCAGGCUUGCAGCACCAGACCCGGCAAUGCCGUUUGGCUGUGUCACCCUGGGAGACAAGAAAGAUUACAACCAGCCAUCUGAGGUGACUGACAGAUAUGACCUGGGACAGGUCAUCAAAACGGAGGAAUUCUGUGAAAUAUUCCGGGCCAAAGAGAAGACGACAGGAAAGCUCUACACGUGCAAGAAGUUCCUGAAGAGAGACGGGCGGAAGGUGCGGAAGGCGGCCAAGAAUGAGAUCAUCAUCCUCAAAAUGGUGAAGCACCCUAACAUCCUGCAGCUGGUGGACGUGUACGUCACCCGCAAAGAGUACUUCAUCUUCCUGGAACUGGCCACAGGCCGGGAGGUGUUCGACUGGAUCCUGGAUCAGGGUUAUUACUCUGAACGGGACACCAGCAAUGUCAUCCGACAGGUGCUGGAGGCCGUCGCCUACCUGCAUUCACUCAAGAUUGUGCACAGGAACCUCAAGCUGGAGAACCUAGUGUAUUACAACCGCCUGAAGAACUCCAAGAUCGUAAUCAGUGACUUCCACCUGGCAAAGCUAGAGAACGGCCUCAUCAAGGAGCCCUGUGGCACCCCAGAGUAUCUAGCUCCGGAGGUGGUGGGACGCCAGCGGUAUGGACGGCCUGUGGACUGCUGGGCUAUCGGUGUCAUCAUGUACAUCUUGCUGUCGGGGAACCCACCCUUUUAUGAGGAGGUGGAAGAGGACGACUACGAGAACCAUGAUAAGAAUCUCUUCCGCAAGAUCCUGGCCGGCGACUAUGAAUUUGACCCGCCUUACUGGGACGAGAUCUCCCAGGCGGCUAAGGAACUGGUGACCCGUCUGAUGGAGGUGGACCAGGACCAGAGGAUCACAGCUGAAGAAGCCAUCUCCCACGAGUGGAUUUCUGGCAACGCCGCCUCCGAUAAGAACAUCAAGGACGGCGUCUGCGCUCAAAUUGAGAAGAACUUUGCCAGAGCGAAGUGGAAGAAAGCCGUGCGAGUGACCACGCUUAUGAAGCGGCUCCGUGCACCCGAGCAGGCUGAGCCGGCAAAGCCGACCCUGCCAGCUGCCGCCAUGCUGGACAGUGCCACCUUGCCAGCCCCCGCCACUGCCACGCAGCCUGCGGCCACCGCCACACCUGACAGCACUGCCCCAACAGCGGGAGCCCCAACUACGUGUAAUGGAGAAGAAGCCACUGCCCCCAGUGCCACCCCCGAGGCCUGGACCGAGGAAACCGGCUGAACAGGAGGGAUGGGGUGGGGAAGCACUGGAUCUCUCAUUGUACAUAGUUGCUGGCAUGGUAUCCAAACCUCCCUGGCUCUCUGUCUGUCCCUGCUAUGUGCCUGUCUGUCUGACUCUGUCUACCCCCAGCUGGGCCACUGCACAGAGCUUCUAUUUUCUAUGUUCCUGAGCCUGGAGCGACCCAAUAGGCCCAGUUGGACAGACAGAGGCAGAAGCAGAGCCCCUUGCAUGGAGUUUUCUCUCUCUCCCUUUGCUUUUCUUUUCUCUGUCUCCUUUGGUGGCUUUGUUGGUUUCCUUUCCUCACUGGAGGCUGCUCUCUGAGUCUGCCCACUCACUGAACCACCUGAUCCCCCAUCACUGGGCCAAGCGAGAGGAAGCCGGCACGUCAGGAUCAAACACAACCACCCUCCUGAGUUCCAGAUCCAAUUGGGAGCCUGGACACAGAUCCAACUGUGUCCAUACCCAGCACUUGUGUGUGUGUGCAUUUACAUACAGCUGCAUGUAUGUGCUGUGUGUCCAUUGCAGUGUAUGUGUCUCCGGACAUGGGGUGUUUGUGUGGGUGUCCAUAUGAAUUAGUGCGUGUCUGGGUGUCUGUGAUUAUACAUUGGUGUGUGUGUAUGGGUCUCUGGGUGGGUGGGUGUGUCCAUAUGUGUAUCCAUGGGUGAACAAGUGUGCGUUUAUUGGGUGCAUUCACCCUGGGAGUGGGGAGAGAGGCAAUCCUGAGCCAUUUAGGGAAGGAUCUGAGCACCAGUCUGGAGAGCAGCAGCUGAGCUGAGCUGGCUGGAGGGGUGGGGUGACAAGGAGGCAGGGAGGGCUUGAGAUUCAAGUGGCCUAGGACAGGGAUGCUGCACUUAGAUCCCAGAUAAAGCUUCCCAUGCAAUUGCUGGCACCAGUGGGACUUCCCCUCUCAUGCCUACAGGUUCCUGUUGAAUCAUAGGAUCAUAGAAGAUUAGAGUUGGAAGAGACCUCAGGAGGUUAUCUAGUCCAACCCCCUGCUCAAAGCAGGACCAGCCCCAACUAAAUCUUCACAGCCAGGGCUUUGUCAAGACAGACCUUAAAAACCUCUAAGGAUGGAGAUUCCACCACCUCCCUAGAUAACCCAUUCCAGUCCUUCACCACCUUCACCGAGCUUGCUUGGAGCUUUGGGUGAUGUGCAGAGAGCAAGUGGCCUGGGUGUCCCUCCUCCCUGCUGUAAUGGUGGCAUCUGGCCCCAUGGACUGCAGACCUGCCUUCCUCCCCGUGGAUGAGGGAGAUGCCUGAGCAUCAGCGCUGCCUCACCCUGGCCAGUAAGCACUGGGUAUGUCCUGUAUCUCCCUAAUCUGCAUCCACAGCAGGCUCCAGAAGGGGCUGGAUCCACGUGGGGGUGAGACACAUCAUCCCUACACUCUGCUCCGCUGCUUUAGAGCCUGAACCCACGGCAGAUACAGACCAGACUCCACUGACUCACAGUGGCAUCCUCCCAGCAUGACACUUUUGGUCUCACUGCUGCCUUCACAGGCUCACUGGUGUCACUGACAGCAAUGGUCCUGCUGCCAGGCUGUGGGCACCAGGGCUGCCUGUGGUGGCUCAAUGUGUGGAGGAGCCCAGCAUUUGUGCAUCACGGCCACCGCUGGAGCAGCGCUGGGAGGAACAAGGGGGCUGCUGGGAAUGUCCAAGGGG